AUGAUGGACGUAAGCCCCGCCCGUUUUCACCCGAAACGAGAGCGGUUGUCUCAUGAACUGCGUCAACCUGAACACCAUAUACAACGGGAUCCAUCCAUCGUCUUCUGAAUAUACCUCCUCCAGCAAUUUCAAACUCGCCUCACUAUCACCAACAUCCUCAGGCGCAGCAGCACCCUAAACGGGUUUCUAAGCUGGGCCGUGAGCAUGUUUAUGACGUCACGAUUCCCUAACAGGGCUACUGGCGUCAGUGAUUCACAGGGCCAAACGGAACAUCACGGAAAGUGA
Molecule: messenger RNA, 285 nt
Organism: Protopolystoma xenopodis
Lineage: Eukaryota; Metazoa; Platyhelminthes; Monogenea; Polystomatidea; Polystomatidae
Source: the annotation of a GenBank genome assembly